Molecule: messenger RNA, 795 nt
Organism: Heterocephalus glaber (naked mole-rat)
Lineage: Eukaryota; Metazoa; Chordata; Mammalia; Rodentia; Bathyergidae
Gene: Cox14
Product: cytochrome c oxidase assembly factor COX14
Biological process (GO): mitochondrial respiratory chain complex IV assembly
Cellular component (GO): mitochondrion
Source: RefSeq, a predicted model, not a curated record
GCUGCUUUCCACACCAAUAGCUGAGACGUUCCGGGUUGUUCUCGGGUCACGACCCGCACGUGUCUCGUUCCGGGCGUGGCUUCCGGUCGUCCUACGGAGUUGUGCAUAUAGUGGCAGCGAGACUGUCGAGACUGUCGGUGGAGGGAGGCCUCAGUUGGACACGAGGGAGCAGCAGCACCCAGGGAUUGAACUUGGGACCUUGCGCUUGUAAGGCAGGCAGCGAGACCCUUUCUUAUCCUGAGCCUGCGUCGUUCAGUUUUCUUUCUCUGACGUUAGGAGAGUAAUUCUAAGCCAGAAAAACUGCUACAUCCUUCAAGUAAUAUGCCAGUUAAGAUCAGUUCUGGAUGGGCCAGCCACUUCUCUCCACAAAGCUGGAAAGCCAGGUGUCAAUGGAACAACAUGCCAACCGCCAAGCAGCUAGCUGACAUCGGCUAUAAGACCUUCUCUGUCUCCAUGAUGCUCCUCACUGUAUAUGGGGGCUACCUCUGCAGUGUCCGAGCCUACCACUAUCUGCAGCUGCGCAGCGCCCGGCGCCAGGCUGCAGAAGAACAGAAGACCUCGGGAGUCCUGUAGGAUGGGGGGUGUUUUCUCGUGAGCAUGCUGUGGAAAGACCUCACCUGCCAUCAUUUCCAGGUCAAGAGGACUUGUGGGUUUUCAAACCUUGCUGUAAGAAAGUGCCUAGGGUUCAGUGGUACUGCCAGUUUCGCUAGUUUGACAGUUUUGGGGGGCUGUGGAACCAUAAUGGGAAUGUGAGGGUGAAGUGCACCUGUAGACAUUAAAUAUUUCCCAUGUUUA